Pseudopodoces humilis (Tibetan ground-tit) is the source of this 1904-nucleotide messenger RNA. It is a transcript of the gene OAF, whose product is annotated as out at first homolog. NCBI's taxonomy places the organism in Eukaryota, Metazoa, Chordata, Aves, Passeriformes, Paridae. The record is from RefSeq and is a predicted model, not a curated record.
CCCUGCCCUGAGCCCGGGGCUCGGGGGGAUGCGCGGCCCGGGGCCGCGGCUGCCGGCGCUGCCCGCGCUGCUGUGGCUGGCGCUGGCCCCGCUGCCCGGCCCCGCGGCGCGGGCAGAGCUGCGGGUGCGGGUGCGGCUGCCCGGCGGGCAGGUGACGGAGGAGAGCCUGCAGGCCGACAGCGGGGCCGACUGCGUCAGCCUGGAGCUAAGGGCGGCCGACGGCGCCCUCGUCACGCUCACGGCGGAUUUCAGACAGGAGGUGAAGAUCUUCCGUGCCUUAAUCCUCGGGGAGCUGGAGAGGGGCCAGAGCCAGUUCCAGGCUCUCUGCUUUGUGACCCGGCUGCACCGCAACGAGAUCAUCCCCAGCGAGUCCAUGGCAAAGCUGCGGCAGAAAAACCCCCGGACAGUGAGGCAGGCAGAGGAGGUGCGAGGUCUGGAGCAUCUCAGCAUGGACGUGGCUGUGAACUUCAGCAAGGCAGCCCAGCUGAGCUCCCACAUCCACAACGUGUGCGCAGAGGCCAGGGAGGCCAUUUACACCCGCGAGGAGGAUGUCAAGUUCUGGCUGGAGAAAGGGGUGGACGGCUCCAUGUUCGAGGUGCUGCCGCAGGGCUCGGACCUGCCGGAGCUGCAGCGCUGCCGGCUGUGCCUGGACCGCUGGAAGCCCUGCAUCUGCAGCUACUCGCUGAGCAUCGAGUGGUACCCCUGCAUGCUCAAGUACUGCAGGAGCCGCGACGCCGGCGGCAAGGUGUCCUCCUACAAGUGCGGCAUCCGCAGCUGCCAGAAGGGCUACACCUUCGACUACUACGUGCCUCAAAAGCAGCUCUGCCUCUGGGAUGAGGAAACCUAGAGCCAGGCCAGACUUCCCAGGGGUGGCUCCUCUGCCCCGGCAGGGGGCUGGCUGCUCCGAAGAAGGAAUGCUGUUCACAGUGGUGCCUUGUGCUCUGUGUGUGUGCCUUUCCUCCUGUGACGCUGCCCCGUGCUGUGACAAGCAGGCUCAGCUGGCAGGGUGAUGAUGCUCUGGCUCCCUGGAGCAGGAGAUGCAAGUUUUGGGGUGAAGCACAGGGAAAGGGGUGUGCUGCCCUGCUCUGGAGCUCAAAGGGGCGCUUUCCAGCCUCGAGCUGAGCGGGCAGGGCAAGGAUCUUGCUGACCUGGGUUGCCAAACAUGUCUGCCACUGAAGAACCCCCUUUUCUGCCUUCACCACCUCCUGGUGACACAACCACGGGGAAACAGCUGAAUUUUGGGACCACACCCCCUGAAGGAAGGUUUGAAGCCCACCCAAAGCAAGAGCCUGCCUGUAGCUUUUCCUAGUGCCUGACUGGCUGUUAUAUCCCCCCGUGGAUGGAAGAUACACUGGGGGAUAUAGCCCAGCAUCCUGUGCCCUUAAAGGGCUGGUAAUUAGGGCUUGAAUUAAUCCCUAUCUAGACUAGUGAAGGCCCAACUUUUUGUGUUGGUCUUGUGACUGUUCCACUAAGAAAGAAACAUCUAGAGACUCAUGACUACCAGCCUGACCCUGUGGUUGCAGGGGGAGAGGAGGAUGCCAGGUGGGUUUUGAAGAAGACAGGAUUCUACAUCCACGUCCAGUUUUACGUCCUGCUCUGCCAGCUAUUCACAAGAAGCUCUUAAAUAACUGUACUGCUUUGCUGUGCCUUGGUUCCCCCCAUAUGUUAAACAAGGAUGACACUGAAGUUGUCCUUGGCUCUGGAAUAUUCCUGGAGGGAUCAGACAAAAAGCGCUGGAAGUGCUGCUUGGUUCUGUGUCCUCUUCCACUCAAAUUAGGACAAGCACAGAGGGGAGAGAAGCUCUUGGGGUCUUUAGGAACCUCCUGUGCCUCCUGGUGAAAAGCCUUCACAAUGUGCCUUUUUGCCUAAAAUACAGGAAUUUUUGUGAAAGAGGAAAAAAAAAA